Messenger RNA from Paracoccidioides lutzii Pb01, 1344 nucleotides. Its product is annotated as small nucleolar ribonucleoprotein complex subunit (SOF1). The transcript has 3 exons. The coding region runs from base 1 to 1344 and encodes 447 amino acids. Gene Ontology annotation, molecular function: protein binding. Gene Ontology annotation, cellular component: nucleolus; small-subunit processome. Gene Ontology annotation, biological process: maturation of SSU-rRNA from tricistronic rRNA transcript (SSU-rRNA, 5.8S rRNA, LSU-rRNA). The record is from RefSeq and is a predicted model, not a curated record.
AUGAAAAUAAAAACGCUUUCAAGAUCUGCUGCAUUGCUGCAGGAGCCUGGCUCAAAUACGUCGAAACUUCCCCGAAAUCUUGAUCCCGCACAGCAUCCAUUCGAGAGAGCGCGGGAAUAUACGAGAGCACUCAAUGCCACGAAGCUAGAGCGUAUGUUUGCUGCUCCCUUUGUGGCUCAGCUUGGACAUGGACACGUUGAUGGCGUAUAUUGCCUAGCUAAAGACCCUGUGUCCUUGGAGCGUUUUGCUAGCGGAAGUGGUGAUGGCGUUAUCAAGGUUUGGGAUCUGGCUACUCGAGAUGAGAUAUGGCAUGCCGACGCACACGAGAAUAUUGUCAAGGGCAUGUGCUGGACGUCAGAUAGAAAACUGCUUUCAUGCGCAGCAGAUAAAACAAUCAAACUCUUCGAUCCUUACAACUCAGCAUCCGAUACCCCUCCGCUGGCGACAUAUUUUGGACAAUCCGCAUUUACAGGUGUUUCCCACCAUGAAACCCUUCCCUCAUUCGCCUCAUCUUCCUCCGUAAUAUCCGUAUACGACCUAUCCAGGCCGUCUUCCACACCUUCUCAAACCCUCCACUGGCCCACAAGUACCGACACAAUCACCUCCCUAGCCUUCAACCGAACAGAAACUUCAAUUCUUGGCUCGACAGCCACAGACCGGUCAAUUAUUAUGUAUGAUCUCCGAACUUCGUUACCAGUCACAAAGUUGAUCCUCAAGUUUGCCUCCAACGCAAUUUCCUGGAACCCGAUGGAAGCGUUUAAUUUCGCUGUCGCCAAUGAAGAUCAUAAUAUAUAUAUUUUCGAUAUGCGGAAAAUGGACCGGGCGUUGAAUGUGCUUAAAGACCAUGUUGCGGCUGUUAUGGAUGUAGAAUUCAGCCCGACAGGAGAAGGCUUAGUUAGUGCUUCGUAUGACCGUACUAUUCGAUUAUGGGACCGGAGUAAGGGUCAUUCCAGAGAUAUUUAUCACACGAAACGUAUGCAAAGAGUAUUCUCCGCAAAAUUCACACCAGACAACAAAUACGUCCUGUCUGGGUCAGACGAUGGCAACAUCCGUCUCUGGCGCGCAGAAGCAUCUUCGCGCAGUGGCAUUAAGAGCGCACGUGAGAGACAGAAACUUGCUUACGAUGAGGCUCUCAAGCAGCGGUAUGCUCAUAUGCCUGAGAUCCGCCGCAUUAAGCGUCAUCGCCAUCUUCCCAAGGCUAUUAAAAAGGCUGGCGAGAUUAAGGCAGAGGAGAUCGCUGCUAUAAAGAGGAGAGAGGAGAAUCUACGCAAGCACACUAAGAAGAAGGGAGAGAUGCCAAGGCGUAGCGAGAGAGAGAAGAUGAUUUUGGCUAAAGAGCAGUAA